Sphaerodactylus townsendi is the source of this 578-nucleotide messenger RNA. It is a transcript of the gene ARL14EPL, whose product is annotated as ADP ribosylation factor like GTPase 14 effector protein like. The transcript is spliced from 4 exons. The coding region runs from base 67 to 519 and encodes 150 amino acids. NCBI's taxonomy places the organism in Eukaryota, Metazoa, Chordata, Lepidosauria, Squamata, Sphaerodactylidae. The record is from RefSeq and is a predicted model, not a curated record. Gene Ontology annotation, cellular component: intracellular membrane-bounded organelle.
GUUUUGGAAAGGGAAAAUACUUUGAAAGGAAUCAGUACUGAAGACUGCAAAUCUGUACUGUGAGGAAUGGCAGAAACAAGUAGCACUUACACUAAGGAAAGUACUCUGGAACAGAAACAACAGAUUCUUCAGUUGGCAAACCAGGUGGAACAUUGGAAAAAGAAAAUGCAACAAAUAGAAAGGCAGCUGAAAUGCCUGGCGUUUCAAAAUCCUGGACCGCUUCUAGCAGAUUUCAACCCUGAAACUCGGGAACAGCAGAAGAAAGCUUGCCUGUCAAUGAUAAACCAGGAUUGCUUUAAUAAUACAAAGAAAACUGUGAAGAAAUAUGACAAACAUGGCCAGCUGCUUUCCAACAAAGCAGAUUUGUGUGACUGCCUGGAGAAGAACUGCUUGGGCUGCUUCUACCCCUGCCCUAAAUGCAAUUCCACCAAGUGUGGGGCAGAGUGUCGCUGUAACAGAAAAUGGGUUUAUGAUCAGGUUCAGAUAGAGGCUGGACAAAUUAGUAGAUUUCCAUUUUGAGCCAACUGACAACAUUUUCAUUUUGUUUUCCCCCAUUGUGACAAAAAAUGCUUCAAAAA